Molecule: messenger RNA, 3078 nt
Organism: Anarrhichthys ocellatus (wolf-eel)
Lineage: Eukaryota; Metazoa; Chordata; Actinopteri; Perciformes; Anarhichadidae
Gene: il12rb2l
Product: interleukin 12 receptor, beta 2a, like
Exons: 15
Coding region: 140-2218 (692 amino acids)
Molecular function (GO): protein binding
Source: RefSeq, a predicted model, not a curated record
AUAACUACACUGACUUGAACUUCAUAACUAACUUUCUUCCAAUACUCCUUGCAAACCCUGUUUCAUUUCGCUAAAGAAUGCGCGACAGACUGCCCGGCGUGUCUCACGAUGAGGCCGUAGAGGCCUGGGUCCAAAUGUAAUGGCCACACUUGGGUCAAGGUGGCUUCUAUCCAUCUUGCUGGUCAUCGUGCCAAAGUGUUUUGCUCCAGCUCCUCCUGCUUCUCCAUCUCUUCCUGAGUGCUCCAUCCCAUGUAAUGAGAACAAUUGUGAAGCUAUACUCUGUAAGUGGGAUUCAAGGCUGGACCCUGAGAUCCCCACGCACUACAGCCUGCACUGGAAGUCAGCAAAUAGCAAGCAGGUGUAUGGGAUCAAUGGGACCAGCACGAGUGGGACUAUCGAUCGGGAAGACUACAUCCAUGGGGAGCUUCGUGUUUGGGUCCAAGCUAAGAACCAGCAUGGUUCUGCCAAAUCUCAGGCUGCUUUGUUCAAUACAGCUGAUAUCAUCAAGCUGCCUCCUCCUACAGCCUCAUCAGUCAGAGAUCAGGACUCUUUAGAGUUUUUCUGGAAUUCCACCUGUGCUGAGCAUGAGGAUCUCUCUUUGGGUCAAUGUGAGGUCCAAUAUCGGACAGAGGCAGAGCAAGUCUGGCGUGAGGACAAGGAUGUACUCCAUGGCAGCUAUACAGUCGACAGUCCCCAGCCCGGCACAGUCUAUGAAUUUCAAGUUCGCUGUUCCUGUGAACGGGGCUUGAUGAGUGACUGGAGCGCAAUCCACAGUAUACGAAGCACAGAGAUGGCCCCAGAUGGAGAGCUGGAUGUAUGGAGGGAUUGUGGGAUAUCCCAGAAAAUCUCUGACUGUGUUGUGACCUGGAAGAAGCUUCCUAUAUCUCAAGCUCGCGGCCUCAUUCUGGGAUAUGAAGUCAGACUGUCUUACAAUAACGGCGCCCCGGUGUUGGUGAACAUGUCCACAGCUGAGCCAAAGGGCCGGUUGGCCUGUGAAGAGAUGCAAUGCCACUUUACUUCCUCUCUGAAGGACGUAGCAUCAGUCAGCGUGUCUGCCUACAACGCUCGUGGUGCCACAAAGCCUUCUUACCUCGCUCUGCCAACACCAGGUGAACAUAAAAACGAGCAAGCUAUUCGCCUCAUGAUGAAUGAAGAGAACCUCACUGUGUCCUGGGAUCCGCCCGCUCAGCUCUCAGACAACCUGAAGGAAUAUGUGGUGCAAUACAAGCAAGCAGGAUGUCCUCCAGGCCAAGGAUUUGAUUGGAUCAAAGUGAACAAAAGCCAGACAACAGGAAUCUUUGAAGGUCGAUAUAAAAAAUACACAGCCUACCAAGUGUCACUGUUUACUGUAUCAAACAGCAGGAAAGUCCAUCAUCUUUCACCAGUUAUCGUAUAUUCAGUUCAAGGAACCCCCUCCAGAGGGCCAUCGUUUGAGGUGUCUUCCAUCGGUGACACUUAUGUGACCCUGUCUUGGGAGUCUAUUCCCCUCUCCGAGCAGAACGGGGUGAUCCUGUACUACCAAAUAGUAGUAGAGAGUGGAGCAGACAGAAAAAACGUGUUGUACAAUGUGAGUGUAUCACCGCAGCGUGACAGUCAUACGUUUAAGCUGCUGCAUCUCAGUCCUGGACAGCAGUACGAGGUGCGGAUCCGAGCUGUGACGCUAGCCGGACCGGGAGAGAAUAAAACGGCAGAGUUCAAAACCAAGGACCAUGAACCUUUUGCGCACUUAAUAGCAGUUGUGCUUGGAAUCAUUUUGUUGGCCGUGAUAUGCAUGCUUUGUAUUUUAUACAGUGCUUGUCGAGAAGAAAACAAAGUAUGGUGCCUCAGUGUUUCUCUGACAAAAGUGCCAGAUGCCCGCAACAGCCACAUUUUCAGACACAUGAAGCACCAGAUUAAUGACUCCUUGGCUUGGAUCUGCAUUCCCGUGAAUGAGGCGCAUCCCAAGAUCUCUCUGUUGGAGGUCGUGGAGAAACCCUCCGGCCCUGACGGGUUAACGAGGAUAGCGGUCGGAGAUGGAUGCUCACAGGUGGACUGCCAAGAUGAUCGGAGGGAGGAAGCUGUCACAGAGGAGUGUCAAAGGACAGACCACAGAGGAAGAGAGGAGUACAGCAAAAUGGUUGACUCAGAUGAGGAGGGGGACAGGGAAGCUAGCUGGAGUUCAUCAGGGGGUUACGAAAAGCACUUCAUGCCCACUGCUUUGGAAGUACUGGACAGUUGAUGUUUCUCUACGUUGGCUCAUGGACGUUCAUCUCAGAUGUGUGUUUCUUUUAAAUGUGCAGAAAAUGUUCAAUGUGGAAAUGUUAUUUUCGACAAUGACCUCUCUGCAGGACCCAGGAGGGCGACUCAGGUCAUUGGAGAGAUUUAUCUACUAAAGCUUAUGACAUCUUUCAUUUGGCUUACUUUUCUUAUUUCAGUGAUUACCAAUGUUAAGCCUAACUUGUUCGAUUUAGUUCACUUUAGUGACAACACAGCCAUGCCGGUGGAAUAUGGUGGAAUAUGGUGCAGUAUGUUCCAAGACAGUCAUUCCACAGCCUUAAAAAUAUUCAAGUAAUAAUAAACACAUGAAGCCACAAAACACCAUAUAUAUCUACAUUUCACAAUAUCUAAUGUAAAAAGGAAAAAAACGAAACACCUACAUGGUUUAUAUUUUGUACUACCUUGUCAUGUCAAGUGUCGAUUGUAAAAAGAAAUGUCACACAAAUACUGAAUUAUUUACUAAAGGAGAACAGUGUUGAAGUGUUGGAUUUAUAAGCCGCAUUCUUAUUAAAUAUCUGCUGUGCAUCGUGUACUAAAUUAUCCUUUAAACAUAUUCUUAGCUAAUAACUACAUUUAUAAAAUGUAGUACACAUUUCAUUUAAACUGAAAAAACAGUUGAGGACAUUUAUCAUAUUCAUCUUGUUUUGAUGAGUUGCAACUGAUCACUAAUAUGAUAAAAACAAACCACACCCACAUCCUGUAGAUACUUAUAUGAAUUAUAAGUAUCACUGUAAUGCAAUUCAAUCCGUACCAUUCUUAUGUAUUUGGUUGUUUGUAGGCCUUUGUGUGUUAUUUUCUGUGCCUAAUAAUUAACCAUUAUAU